Antechinus flavipes (yellow-footed antechinus) is the source of this 1910-nucleotide messenger RNA. RefSeq names its product upstream transcription factor 2, c-fos interacting (gene USF2). The record is from RefSeq and is a predicted model, not a curated record. Gene Ontology annotation, biological process: regulation of transcription by RNA polymerase II. Lineage: Eukaryota; Metazoa; Chordata; Mammalia; Dasyuromorphia; Dasyuridae. Gene Ontology annotation, molecular function: RNA polymerase II cis-regulatory region sequence-specific DNA binding; protein dimerization activity; DNA-binding transcription factor activity, RNA polymerase II-specific. The coding region runs from base 279 to 1250 and encodes 323 amino acids. The transcript is spliced from 10 exons.
GGAGCCGAGCAGCCGCCGCGGCCGCAGCCCCAGCAGCAGCAGCCCCAGCAGCAGCCUCGGCGGCGGCGGCGGCGGCGGCGGCGGCAUCUCCUCCUCACAUGACCCCACUGUUUGUCCCCGUGAUCAGCGCGAGCGGCUCCCGUGUCUCCUCCGUCCCCUCCUGCCGCGCGGCGUGAGCUGCGGGCUCGGGCCCCCCCCGGCCCCCCGCCCCUCCCCCUUUCCCCUCCCCUCCCCUCCCCUCCCCCGGGCCUCGCGCCCCCCCCGCCCCCGCCCCCCCCAUGGACAUGCUGGACCCGGGUCUGGACCCCGCUGCCUCGGCCACCGCUGCUGCUGCCGCCGCCGCCGCCGCCAGCCACGACAAGGGACCCGAAGCGGAGGAGGGCGUUGAGCUCCAGGACACCGGGGAAGGGCCCGGGGCCGAGGAGCAGACCGCGGUGGCCAUCGCCAGCGUCCAGCAGGCGGCGUUCGGGGAGCACAACAUCCAGUACCAGUUCCGCACAGAGAAUAAUGGAGGACAGGUAACAUACAGAGUGGUCCAGGUGACGGAUGGCCAGCUGGACGGCCAGGGAGACGCGACGGGCGCUGUGAGCGUGGUGUCCACUGCCGCCUUCACCGGGGGCCAACAGGCCGUGGCUCAGGCCGUGAUCCAGAAUCCUUUCAGCAAUGGGGGCAGCCCCGCAGCAGAGGCGGUCAGCGGGGAGGCCCGCUUUGCCUACUUUCCUGCAUCCAGUGUGGGGGACGCCACGGCAGUGUCCGUACAGACCACAGACCAGAGCCUUCAGGCAGGAGGCCAGUUCUACGUGAUGAUGACGCCACAGGACGUGCUGCAGACGGGAACGCAGAGAACGAUCGCCCCUCGGACCCACCCGUACUCCCCGAAAAUGGACGGGACGAGGACACCCCGAGACGAGAGGAGGAGAGCGCAGCACAACGAAGUGGAGCGGAGAAGGAGGGACAAGAUUAACAACUGGAUUGUUCAGCUCUCCAAAAUCAUUCCAGACUGUAACACAGACAACAGCAAGACCGGGGCGAGUAAGGGAGGGAUCCUGUCCAAGGCCUGCGACUACAUCCGAGAGCUACGCCAGACCAACCAGCGGAUGCAGGAGACUUUCAAGGAGGCCGAGAGGCUGCAGAUGGACAACGAGCUCCUGAGGCAGCAGAUCGAGGAGCUCAAGAACGAGAACGCCUUGCUCCGUGCCCAGCUGCAGCAGCACGGCCUGGAGAUCGUCGGGGAGGCGUCCCGGCAGUGAUGCUCCCGCCCCUCCCCUGGGAUCCCCCGGGGAGGAUUCUGGCCCCCCACCCUUAGCACAGAGAGGGAGAGAGUCUGCCCCUCCCCCAGCUGCAUUUUUUAUAGUAGAUUUUUAACAAAAAUGGGGAGAAAAAAGCAUUUCCAUGAAUACAGAAACACCCCCCCCCAACAAAAGCAACCCCCCAACACGUCCACCUUGUCCCAUCUGUCUGUUUUCUCCGACUCUCUCCCUUUUCCUCCUUUCUUCCCCGAUUUCUUCACUUUGAUUCAGUCAUGACCUGGCUCCCUGCGGGGCUUCCCUUUCCGGCCUGGCCCUCGAUGGAAGGGACAGGACCCAAGGACAGAGACCCCUCCUUCGUUCCCUGGACCCCGGUCUGCCAGUCCCCACCUCCCCUCUCUCUCUCUCCCUGGAGGUACAGAGACAGAGCUGCUAGGAAGGGGGGGAGCCUUUGGGGGGCCGCCCCACGUCGAGGGGCUCUUUGGACUCGUGGCUCCAGCCUUCCCACCUCCCCAGCUCACUUCCUGACACCCUUAUCCCUUCUUUGGGUGUGUGUGUGUGUUUUAAUUUCUUUAUGAAAAAAAAAAAAAAGACCAAAAAAAAAAAAAAAAAGAGAAAGGUAUUUAAACUGCAAUAAACUGGCCUGUGCGGCCCCCGCCUCAA